This is a messenger RNA of Myotis daubentonii (Daubenton's bat), 474 nucleotides long. Its product is annotated as keratin-associated protein 5-4-like. The transcript has a single exon. The record is from RefSeq and is a predicted model, not a curated record. Lineage: Eukaryota; Metazoa; Chordata; Mammalia; Chiroptera; Vespertilionidae. Bases 1 to 474 code for a protein of 157 amino acids.
AUGUGCUGCUCCUCUUGCUGCCAGCCCUCCUGCUACAGGACCACAUGCAGAACCACCUGCUGGAGGCCCACCUGCUGUGGGUCCAGCUGUUGUGGGUCCUGCUGCUGCCAGCCUUGCUGUAGCCCUUGCUGUGGGUCCAGCUGCUGCCAGCCUUGCUGUAGCCCUUGCUGUGGGUCCAGCUGCUGCCAGCCUUGCUGUAGCCCAUGCUGUGGGUCCAGCUGCUGCCAGCCUUGCUGCCGCCCUUGCUGUGUGAGCAGCUGCUGCCAGCCUUGCUGCUGUAGCACUCCCUGCUGCCAGCCCAGCUGCUGUGGGUCCAGCUGUGGCGGGUCCUGCUGCUGCUCACCCUGCUGCCAGCAAGUUUGCUGCAGUCCCGUGAAUGUCUGCAGAACCUGCUACCACCCCACCUGCUGCUGCGUGCCUGGCUGCAUCCGCUAUGGCUGCGGAUCCAGCUGCUGCCAGCCCUGCUGCUGCUGA